Molecule: messenger RNA, 1182 nt
Organism: Penicillium chermesinum
Lineage: Eukaryota; Fungi; Ascomycota; Eurotiomycetes; Eurotiales; Aspergillaceae
Product: branched-chain amino acid aminotransferase, cytosolic
Exons: 3
Coding region: 1-1182 (393 amino acids)
Biological process (GO): L-valine biosynthetic process; L-leucine biosynthetic process
Cellular component (GO): mitochondrion
Molecular function (GO): branched-chain-amino-acid:2-oxoglutarate transaminase activity
Source: RefSeq, a predicted model, not a curated record
AUGGGUUCAAUUGCACCUCAGAUGGCCGAGCUCGAUGGCUCACACUUCAACAUCACCCGAUCUACUACCCUGCGGGAUGUGCCUUUGCCGGGUUCCCCAGAGGAGCUGAGCCAUUCUUAUUGCACGGACCACAUGGUCACUGUUCGAUGGACCGUUGGCAAUGGAUGGGAGACCCCUGAAGUGAAGCCUUACCAGAACCUGAGUAUCGCUCCGACAGCCUCGGUGCUCCACUAUGCUACGGAGUGUUUUGAGGGUAUGAAAGUGUACCGCGGUUACGAUGGCAAGCUGCGAUUGUUCCGUCCUGACCUCAACGGGCAGCGACUAAACAACAGUUCCCAGCGCUCAUCUCUGCCUGGCUUCAAAUACGACGAGCUGAAGAAGCUGGUUGCGAAGCUGAUGCAGAUUGACGGCCCCCGCUGGCUUCCCAAGGAUCGACCUGGCUCGUUCCUCUAUAUCCGACCCACUGUCAUCGGCAAUGGGCCUCAUCUCGGCGUUCAGGUGCCCAAGGAGGCCCUCUUGUUCAUCAUUGCGGUGCCUUGGCCUGAUUUCACCAAGACGAGAAAAACCGGUGGCCUUCGGCUUUUCGCCUCUACACCCGACACUAUCCGCGCUUGGCCUGGUGGAUUUGGUUACGCCAAGCUGGGUGCAAACUACGGCCCAUCCCUCCUGGCCCAUGGCAAGGCCCAGGCUCUGGGCUUUGACCAGAUUCUGUGGCUGUUUGGCGACGAUCGCCAGGUCACUGAGGCAGGUGCCAGCAACUUCUUCCUUAUUUGGAGGAACAAAGAAACCCAGAAACUGGAGCUCGUGACUGCUCCGUUGGAGAACCAGCUGAUUCUCCCGGGUGUGACCCGACGAAGUGUCUUGGAAUUGGUUAACGAGAGGCUCUCCAAGAAGGCCGUAGGCAACCUAGAACCUUUGGAAGUUGUGGAGAGGACUUUCACCAUUGGUGAGAUCGAGCAGGCAGCGCAGGAGGGCCGCAUUGUUGAGUCCUUCGUAUCGGGCACUGCAUACUUUAUCACCCCUGUGGCCAUGAUUCGCAACAACGAGACUGAUAUCAGCACUUUGCCUGAGAAUGGUGAGCCUGCUGGCUAUGCUGCUCAGAUCAAAUCAUGGAUGGAAGCUAUCAUCUAUGGCAAGGAGGCACAUGACUGGGGAUACGUGGUGGAAAACGAAGAAAACUGA